AUAGCACCACUUCAACUCAUUUUGAUCUAGGAAGAACCUUGGGUCCGUAGGUCAGUUGCUGCCAAGCGUGUUAUUUCUUCAUGUUAGAUUAGACACUCCCACACUGUCAUCGGUCUGGUUAAGUUUCUAUUUCCUGAGCUGAUCUCUUCUUGGUCUUCAGCGUAACUGAUGACACACAAGACAUUCCUAUGAUCAAUCUGUAGGUUUGUAAAGAACAGAUCAUGGUGAAAAGAAUCAGUGAUGUAUCUGAGCUGCAGGACUCUGGGUUUGGUAAGCCGUGGCCUCGACAUGGACUCAGACUCUUGUACUGGUUUGCUGAUCAAUGCAUUUCUGGCACAUGUAACAGUGAUAUGAUCCUGCUGUGUGACCCGGCUAGAGGAGAUUUUGGAUUUCACUUUUUUGCCAACCGAUGCAGUCAAGAUCCAAGUGUGAGGUUUCUUCCAAAUAUGAAGUCUCCUUACUACGUUGUUGGCAAUCUGAAUUCACCGGGAGCUAAUAUGCUACCGGACUAUGUUGUGAAAGACAAGACUCGCAACCGUGAGGAUCAAAGCAAUGCAGAUCGUCUCAUCGUCUGCUUUCUGGGUGAGCAUAGAUUUGGGAAAGUUUAUGUGACCACACACAGCGAUCUGUCAAAUUAUGAUCCUAAUGCCACAUUCCACAUCACCAGGACUCUCCUCUGGAUCAUUAAAUCAUACCGGAGUAAAGAGGACUUUUUGAGGGACACUGGGUAUCGUAAAUCCAGACCAGCCGUGGCGAAUAACAAGACCUCAGUUUCCUCAGUGUGGUACUACAGCCCAGAACUCCGCAUGUGGGUCCCUAGAUUGGAUCAGCAGGUUUCCCCACCUCCUAGUUUAUAUAAUAAUGAUGUCCGAAUACAGAUAACUGAUACAGACAAUGACACAGCAACGCAAAGCCAACCUGAGACAGAACCUCAAAGAAAGAGCUGCUGUGAACGUUUCUGUACUAUACUUUAAAACCUUCAUGAAAUUACAAACAAUGUUGGGAAUAUUUUAAAGAUCAACAACAAAAUAAGAGCCAUUUCCUUUUACUGAUUUUACUUUUAUUCAUUUUAUUUAGCAUUAUAUUUAUAUUAAAUGUCUAGCCCUGACUAAAACCUAAUGAAU
Molecule: messenger RNA, 1124 nt
Organism: Misgurnus anguillicaudatus (oriental weatherfish)
Lineage: Eukaryota; Metazoa; Chordata; Actinopteri; Cypriniformes; Cobitidae
Source: RefSeq, a predicted model, not a curated record